AUGGCAGAAUCAUUUCCAUCCAGUAUUGCAACUAGCAUUUUGACCACUAUAGCCAUGUUCAACUCCCCGAAUACACGCCCUAAAGAUAUAACGAAGCUCAAAGAAACCUUGUCCAAAAUCCAAGACAAACUCUUGAUUGCGGAGGAACAGCAGGCACAAGAUCAAGAGCUGCAGCGCCAGCUUGCAAUGAUUUCAGAUGUGCUGUAUGAUGCUGAGGAUAUGAUAGAUGAGUUAAGGUGUGGCGCGGUCAAAACAUUAGGAGUCAAGGUAAGCAACUUCCUUGCGAGUAUAUUUCUUUCUCCUAGAAAAAUCCAGAAGACUAGGAAAAGAGUAGAAAAAAUGGCAUCUGGUAUUAACAAUAGAUGUGACCAGAGCACGCGUGUUGAUUCAGGGGAUACUGUGAUUGACCACAACUUUUGGAGUACUUCCCAAGUUUUGGGGAGAGACGAUGAUAGGAAGGAAAUUUUUAACUUUUUAACGAAUAAUACCGGAAGCGUCUCCGUUCUUUCAAUUGUUGGACAGGAGGGCAUUGGAAAAACCGCAUUAACCAGACUAGUUUAUAAUGACGAAAUGAUAGAUGACAACUUUGAACUGAAAUUGUGGGUACCUGCACCUGCGGACUUAGAGAUAACCAGUUUGAUGAGGAAAAUUUAUAUUGCUGUAGCAGGCGAAAAUGAUUAUGCUAAAUUAGCACCUAAACACACACUAUUCAGCGACAGCGGCAGUGGGAGUAAAAUUGUGGUUACCAGGAGUAGUAACCAGGCUGUACAAAGAAUAGGCACAGAGGCAAGUGUUGUUUUAAAUGUCCUUUGUGCUGAAGAUCGUGUGAAGUUGUUCGAGAAAUUAGCGUUUAAAGAUGGAGCAAACGACAGAGAUCCAGACCUCACUGAAAUUGGGAGAGGAAUUGUGGAAAAUUGUGGUGGCUUUCCUUUAGCAGUGCAAACUUUAGGGAGUCUACUUCAUCAGAACAUAAAUCCGCAAGAUUGGAAACUCAUUAGAGAUGAUGAAAUAUGGAGGCAAGAUCCAGAGAGAAAUAGCGUCAUCUCUGCACUGAAAUUGAGUUAUGGUCAUUUACCAUCUCAUUUACGAAGAUGUUUGGCAUAUUGUUCCUUAUUUCCCAAGGGUUACUAUUUUAACAGUGAGUAUCUCGUCCACAGUUGGAUGGCGCAGGGUUUCCUUGCAGCUCAUCACGAAAAUGAAGAGUGGAAAGAUGUUGGGAUGCGGUAUUUGAAGAUAUUAUUUUCAAGGUGUUUCUUUCAAGAUGUUGAAGACAGUGGUUAUUAUUUUACAUUUAAAAUGCAGGAACCUAUACAUGAUUUUGUCCAGAAAGCGGCAAAGAAAGAGUGCGAAAGGAUUAACCUUGGAGUCUCGUAUCCUGACAUAAGUGCUCGACAUUUGUUAUUUACUGGUAGUGCGAGAGAUAAUCAACAACUUCCGCAUAUUUCGGCGAACUUGCGGACCAUCAUCAUGCAACUAGAUUCUCACAAUGUUGGCGAGAGUCUCAUAGCUACAUUGACAGCCAAACAUAAAUACCUUAGAUUGUUAUGCUUGAGAGGUUUAACAUUUAAAGUGCUGCCAUAUUCGAUUGGUGAAUUGAAGCAUUUGAGAUUUCUCGACUUAUCUUGGAAUUCAAAUUUACAGGAACUUCCUGAGGCUAUCUGUAAACUUCAAAUUUUGCAAACCUUAAUGCUUCUCGGCUGUUCAAGACUUCGGAAUUUGCGUAAUAAUAUGCAAAACAUGAUCAGCCUUAGAUAUUUGGAAAUAACUCCAACGCCGUACGGUGAUCUACCAGUUGAAGGUUUGCAUUCUCUCCGAUAUCUGCAUAUAUGUAACUACUUUCUGGAAGAAUUACCUCGAGGGAUGCGAAAUCUCACAAGCCUCCGAACAAUAAUUUUGCAAGGUUGUCAUAUGUUGACCUCGUUGCCACUUUGGAUAACAAGUCUAAGUAGAUUGGAGAAGCUGGUGAUAAAAAAUUGUCGACGGCUCAAUCUGAGGAUGGACUCGCAAGGCCAAGGGGGAAAUGUCUGCUUGAACCUUCAAGUAUUCAUGAUUUAUGAUUUACAAGUUCUAGUGGACUUACCCCAGUUGAUUCUUCAAGGGUCAGCUAAAACUUUAAAGUAUAUGCGGAUUGAUACAUGUCCUAGCCUCCAAAAAUUACCAGCAUGGCUUACAACACUCACAUCACUUGAAAAACUUGAGAUUGCAGGCUGCUCAGUGCUAGAAUCUUUACCCAACGGGAUGGAGAACCUCACUGCACGCACAGAAUUGAAGAUACAAAAAUCUUCGCCCACGUUUGUGCUCAAAUCUAUCUCUCACCUCCAUCAUUACUUUUUCGGUCAUUCAGCUGUUCCAGGAGGUUUUUCGGACCCAGAGUGA
Messenger RNA from Mangifera indica (mango), 2376 nucleotides. Its product is annotated as putative disease resistance protein RGA3. The record is from RefSeq and is a predicted model, not a curated record. NCBI's taxonomy places the organism in Eukaryota, Viridiplantae, Streptophyta, Magnoliopsida, Sapindales, Anacardiaceae. Gene Ontology annotation, biological process: defense response to other organism. Gene Ontology annotation, molecular function: ADP binding. The transcript has 2 exons. The coding region runs from base 1 to 2376 and encodes 791 amino acids.